Molecule: messenger RNA, 1587 nt
Organism: Aspergillus sclerotioniger CBS 115572
Lineage: Eukaryota; Fungi; Ascomycota; Eurotiomycetes; Eurotiales; Aspergillaceae
Product: putative pachytene checkpoint component Pch2
Exons: 8
Coding region: 1-1437 (478 amino acids)
Biological process (GO): reciprocal meiotic recombination; meiotic recombination checkpoint signaling
Cellular component (GO): chromosome; nucleus
Molecular function (GO): ATP hydrolysis activity; ATP binding
Source: RefSeq, a predicted model, not a curated record
AUGAGCGUCGCCGGCUGCAUUCCACGUCUGGUAGACGUUUCUCAACAGCCGAUCCUACAUGUCGAAGCCCGGGUUAAGAACAGCGGUGAUGGCAUUAUCGUCCGCACUGAUCUGAUUAGAGAUGAAGUUACACAAUGGCUUAUUGACAAUUUUGUCGUAUUGUCCCUUGGACAGACGAUUUCUUCAUUCGGAGGCUUAAGCGAGCCACAUGCCCAAGCCCUGGAUUCUAUACUUGUUGCCGAGUGUAGUGGAGGUAAUCUGGAUUCCGGAGCAUAUCGACUCCAGCAGGUUCAGUUGGAUGUUCAAGCUUACCAACUCGGCACUCAAUCCGAGCAGCAAAGCUCUCAAAAUACCCAGACACUCGAUGAACCAGAAACUGGGGAUGAUGUACCCAGGGCAAGAACACUCGCUUUACCGAGUAAAGAUCUGGACGGACUAUGGGAAUCACUGGAGUUCGACCAGCCAAUUCAGUCGGCGCUUCUUUCCGCUAUCAGUCGAAUGGUCUCAUUUUCUGCUCGAAGACUGAGUAGAUGGACCAUCAAUUGGAAUAGAUUGAUCCUCAUAUGGGGACCGCCAGGAACAGGAAAGACGAGUUUUUGUCGCGGCCUCGCCCAAAAGCUUGCAAUACGCCUUGGAAAGCAUUAUCCCCAGAGCAAGUUGUUCGAAAUUAACGCGCAUUCUCUAGGAAGCAAGUUUUUCGGUGAGAGCGGCAAGCUGGUGAACCGAAUGUUCGAGAGCAUAGAGCUUCUUCUUGAGGCGGAAGAGGAUACAUUCGUCUGCGUUUUUAUGGACGAGAUAGAGACAUUGGCUGCUCGGAGAGACAGAGCUUUGAGUGGCAAUGAGCCCUUCGAUGCUAUUCGGGCGGUCGAUGCUUUACUUACAGGCCUGGAUAAGCUGAAGGAGCACCCAAAUGUUAUUGUUGCCUGUACAAGCAACUUGGUCACAGCGCUGGACCAAGCUUUCCUCGAUCGAGUGGAUAUUAAGCAAUACAUACCUAAGCUGUCUAGCAGACCGAUCUACAAGAUUUAUAAAGAUUGCCUAGAGGAAUUGGGUCGACAUGGCAUCAUCGAGGGUGUCUCCUUUGACGUGGUCCAAGUUGCUCCGAACGAUCCCCAGACGGCUUUGCAGUAUGUGGAGCAGCCCGCGGAACAGCUCAUCUUACCGACAUUCGAUGAAAUGCUGCUGCAUUAUAAGAUGUUCCCGGAAGCCAUACCCAAGCUGCUUGCUGAUGCGGUUUUUGAGAGUAUUGGGCUUAGCGGCCGCACCGUGCGACGACUACCCGCUCUGUCUCUGGUAUUAUAUAGUAACCGUGCCCGAUGUGAUAUCCGGACGGCUAUUCAGGCGCUGCGGACAGGCAUAGCGUCGGAAUGUCAGACUAUGGCGGAGGCGAUGAUGGCCGAUGAGCACUCGGGAACAGCAGCGCCCAAUGGCCAAUGAGAGUGGGAGGAUUGAUUACUGGGUACUCGGCUCUGCGUGGAGGAACGGGGGUGAGGGAUGGGGAGGGAUCAGUAGUGGUCUCUGUGGGGAUAAUCCGAGAGGCAUUGAAGACCGUUGAAGCUCCCUGCAAGCUCCUCCGUAGAGUAGUUG